Messenger RNA from Arabidopsis lyrata subsp. lyrata, 2190 nucleotides. RefSeq names its product cleavage and polyadenylation specificity factor subunit 3-II. Gene Ontology annotation, biological process: snRNA processing. Bases 259 to 2103 code for a protein of 614 amino acids. NCBI's taxonomy places the organism in Eukaryota, Viridiplantae, Streptophyta, Magnoliopsida, Brassicales, Brassicaceae. The transcript has 13 exons. The record is from RefSeq and is a predicted model, not a curated record. Gene Ontology annotation, cellular component: nucleus.
AGAAUAACUGUUAUUGGGCUUCAUACCACAAAACAUCAACAGUUGGAUUUCAGACACGUGUAUGACUUAGGAACGGUUCCGAUGUCACUGAACACUUUGCCGCCAUUCAAAUUCGUUUGUCGACCUAACUCUCUUCAAAAUUUUCUCCGGUCACUUGAAUUCGUGUUCUGAUUCGAACGAAUACGAUAAUUUUGUCCAUUGAAGACUCAAAAAAGUUGCUCAAUUUUGUGUUUUAGUUUCUUCACUAACAUCUCAGCCAUGGCGAUCGAUUGUCUCGUACUCGGUGCUGGACAAGAGAUUGGAAAGAGCUGCGUAGUAGUGACGAUUAAUGGUAAAAGGAUAAUGUUCGAUUGUGGGAUGCAUAUGGGCUGCGAUGAUCACAAUCGUUACCCAGAUUUUUCUCUCGUCUCUAAAUCCGGUGAUUUUGAUAACGCGAUCUCUUGUAUCAUCAUCACUCACUUCCAUAUGGAUCAUGUUGGAGCGCUUCCUUACUUCACGGAAGUUUGUGGGUACAAUGGCCCGAUUUAUAUGUCGUAUCCCACAAAGGCUUUGUCUCCAUUAAUGCUUGAGGACUACCGAAGAGUGAUGGUUGAUAGAAGAGGUGAGGAUGAGCUGUUCACCACUGCCCAUAUCGCAAACUGCAUGAAGAAAGUAAUUGCAAUAGAUUUGAAGCAAACAAUUCAGGUUGACGAAGAUCUUCAAAUCCGUGCCUAUUACGCAGGGCAUGUCCUUGGAGCAGUGAUGGUUUAUGCAAAGGUGGGAGAUGCAGCGAUUGUGUACACUGGAGAUUACAACAUGACGACAGAUAGACAUCUAGGAGCAGCUAAAAUUGACAGACUCCAGUUGGAUCUUCUCAUAUCAGAGUCCACAUAUGCAACUACCAUUCGUGGCUCAAAAUAUCCCCGGGAGAGAGAGUUUCUUCAAGCUGUUCAUAAAUGUGUUGCUGGCGGAGGGAAGGCGCUGAUUCCUUCAUUUGCUCUUGGAAGGGCUCAGGAACUCUGCAUGCUGCUCGAUGAUUACUGGGAGCGCAUGAAUAUAAAGGUUCCGAUAUACUUCUCAUCAGGUUUGACCAUCCAAGCAAAUAUGUAUUACAAAAUGCUCAUCAGCUGGACAAGCCAGAAUGUUAAAGAGAAGCACAAUACACAUAACCCAUUUGACUUUAAGAAUGUUAAAGAUUUUGAUCGGUCUCUUAUACAUGCUCCUGGGCCAUGUGUUCUCUUUGCCACACCCGGUAUGCUUUGUGCUGGCUUCUCACUUGAAGUGUUCAAGCAUUGGGCUCCAUCUCCCCUGAAUCUUGUUGCCUUGCCCGGAUACUCUGUGGCUGGAACAGUUGGGCACAAACUGAUGUCUGGUAAACCCACGACGGUUGAUCUCUACAAUGGCACCAAGGUCGAUGUCCGUUGCAAGAUACAUCAAGUGGCAUUCAGUCCUCACACAGAUGCAAAAGGAAUAAUGGAUCUCACAAAGUUCCUUUCCCCAAAGAACGUUGUACUCGUGCACGGCGAAAAACCCAGCAUGAUGAUUCUUAAGGAUAAGAUAACCUCAGAGCUUGACAUCCCCUGUUUCGUCCCUGCCAAUGGCGAAACAGUUUCAGUAGCUUCAACCACUUAUAUAAAAGCAAACGCUUCUGAUAUGUUCCUUAAAAGCUGCUCCAGCCCGAAUUUCAAAUUCUCAAACUCUACUCAGCUCCGUGUUACAGACCAGAGAACAGCAGACGGCGUUUUGGUCAUAGAGAAGAGCAAAAAGGCAAAGAUAGUUCACCAAGAUGAAGUCUCUGAGGUGUUACAUGAGAAAAACCAUGUGGUCUCUUUGGCUUAUUGUUGUCCUGUGAAAGUCAAGGGAGAAUCAGAUAAUGAUGCUGAUCUGAUCAAACAAUUGUCUGAAAAGAUCUUGAAGACAGUGUCUGGUGCUCAGAUCCAUGAAUCUGAAAACUGUUUGCAGAUUGGAUCUUUCAAGGGAACUUUGUGUCUGAAAGACAAGUGUGUGCAUAGAAGAGAUAUAAGUAGUAGUAGUGAAGCUGUCGUGUUCUUUUGUUGCAACUGGUCUGCUGCUGAUUUAGAACUUGGUUGGGAAGUCAUCAAUGUAAUGAAACAAAACAUAUGAAAUCGAAGUUGUGGUAACUCUCUGGAUCACACAAGUUUUGUCGUUAUGUUGUCGGCGUUCUAAUAUUUAUGUAAACUUUUUUUUAUC